Molecule: messenger RNA, 2649 nt
Organism: Vicia faba (fava bean)
Lineage: Eukaryota; Viridiplantae; Streptophyta; Magnoliopsida; Fabales; Fabaceae
Source: the annotation of a GenBank genome assembly
AUGAAUCCGUUCUCUUCAGCCACGCGUCUGAGGGACAUGAUUCGGGCUAUACGUGCUUGCAAAACUGCGGCAGAGGAGCGUGGUGUUGUAAGAAAAGAAUGCGCUGCCAUUCGUGCUUCAAUUGAUGAAAAUGAUCAACACUAUAGGCAUCGGAAUAUGUCCAAGCUAAUGUUCAUCCACAUGCUUGGCUACCCCACACAUUUUGGUCAAAUGGAAUGCCUCAAGUUGAUAUCAUCUCCUGGAUUUCCCGAGAAGAGAAUAGGUUACCUUGGCCUUAUGUUGCUUGUUGAUGAAAGACAAGAAGUUCUAAUGUUGGUCACCAAUUCUUUGAAACAAGAUCUUAAUCAUACAAAUCAGUAUAUAGUGGGGCUCGCUCUUUGUGCUUUAGGGAACAUUUGUUCAGCAGAAAUGGCUCGUGAUCUUGCACCAGAGAUUGAGAGGUUGCUGCAAUUUAGGGAUCCAAAUAUUCGGAAAAAGGCAGCAUUAUGCUCUUUAAGAAUCAUAAAGAAAGUCCCAGACUUGGCAGAAAAUUUUGUCAAUCCUGCUACUGCCUUACUAAGGGAGAAGCAUCAUGGAGUUUUGAUCACCGGGGUUCAGCUUUGUACAGAGCUGUGUAAAGUUAGCUCAGAAGCUCUUGAACAUAUUCGAAAGAAAUGCACAGAAGGUUUGGUGAGAACUCUAAAGGAUCUAGCAAACAGUCCUUAUUCACCAGAGUAUGAUAUUGCUGGCAUUACAGACCCCUUUCUCCAUAUCAAAUUGCUUAGAUUGUUGCGGGCAUUGGGUGAAGGUGAUGCAGAUGCUAGCGACUCUAUGAACGACAUACUUGCCCAGGUGGCUACAAAGACAGAGUCAAACAAAGUUGCCGGGAAUGCCAUUUUGUAUGAGUGUGUUCAAACAAUAAUGAGCAUUGAAGAUAAUGGUGGAUUGCGUGUGCUUGCAAUCAAUAUCCUAGGAAGAUUUUUGUCAAAUCGGGAUAACAAUAUCAGAUAUGUGGCAUUGAACAUGCUGAUGAGGGCUGUGAGUGCUGACGCUCAAGCGGUACAGAGACAUCGUGCAACAAUUCUGGAAUGUGUAAAAGAUGCCGAUGCUUCAAUUCAGAAAAGAGCCCUUGAACUUGUUUAUGUUCUGGUGAAUGAAACCAAUGUAAAGGCCUUAACAAAAGAGCUAGUAGAUCAUCUUGAAGUUAGUGAUCAAGAUUUCAGGGAGGACCUUACUACCAAAAUCUGCUCAAUAGUUUCAAAGUUUUCCCAUGAGAAGAUCUGGUACAUUGAUCAGAUGCUUAAGGUUCUGUCCAAGGCCGGAAAUUUCCUAAAAGAUGAAGUAUGGCAUGCCUUAAUUGUUGUCAUAAGCAAUGCUUCCAAGCUUCAUGGAUAUUCCGUAAGAGCAUUAUACAAGUUAUUUCAGACGUCAACAGAACAGGAAACUUUCGUUCGUGUUGCAAUGUGGUGCCUUGGAGAGUAUGGCGACUUAUUAAUCAAUAAUGUUGAAAUGCUUGACAUAGAAGAUCCGAUAACAGUGACCGAGUCAGAUGCUGUGGAUUCUGUAGAGCAUGCUUUAAAACGUCAUGCAUCAGAUCUUACCACAAAAGAAAUGGCUUUGGUUGCCUUAUUGAAACUCUCUUCACGGUUUCCUUCUUGUGCUGAGAGAAUCAGAGAAAUAAUCAUUCAGUACAAGGGGAACCUAGUGUUAGAAUUGCAGCAAAGAUCUAUAGAGUUCAAUUCUAUUAUUGCAAAGCAUCAAAAUAUUAGUUCUACACUUGUAGAAAGGAUGCCAGUUUUGGAUGAGGCGGCUUUCAAUGCUAGGAGGGCUGGGUCUUUGCCUGAUGCAGUUUCAACUCCAACAGGACCUUCAGUCAGUCUUCUGAAUGGAGUAGCCAAAUCUGCGGCUCCUCUUCUAGAUCUGCUUGAUCUAGGCGCAGAUGAUACUCCUGCACCAAGCUCUUCUGGUGGUGAUUUUCUUCAGGAUCUUCUUGGUGCCGAUCAGUCAUUUGUGUCACAACAGUCUGGUGCUACUCAUACUUCAAAAAAUGGCACAGAUGCUCUUUUGGAUCUUUUGUCGAUUGGAUCACCUUCUGCACCUACUGAUUCACCUUCUGCUCAAAGAAACUCAUCUACAAUUGAUAUAUUAUCCCCCGGUACAAGUAAAAGGGAACCAGUUUCAUCAUUGGAUGAUCUCUCAGCAGUGUCACAUUCUUCACGGGCAUCUUCAAAUGCUGGAGUUGCUUCUAUGACAGAUUUGUUGGAUGGUUUUGCCUCUGGCCCAUCAGCAAGUGAAAACAAUGGAUCAGUUUACCCGUCAAUAACUGCAUUUGAGAGUAGCUCCUUGAGGUUGACAUUCAAUCUCUCCAAACAGCCAGGAAGUCCACAAACAACCAAUAUGCAAGCUACCUUUAUGAAUCUGUCCUCUAAUGCAUAUACAGAUUUUAUUUUCCAGGCAGCAGUUCCAAAGUUUCUUCAGUUGCUCUUAGAUCCAGCUAGCGGCAAUACUCUCCCUGCUAAUGGAAAGGGGUCUAUCACGCAAAAUUUAAAAGUUACUAACAGCCAACACGGAAAGAAAUCUCUUGUCAUGCGUAUAAGAAUAACAUACAAGAUUAAUGGGAAGGAAACACUGGAAGAAGGACAGAUCACUAAUUUUCCUCGUGAUUUAUAA